Molecule: messenger RNA, 672 nt
Organism: Blepharisma stoltei
Lineage: Eukaryota; Ciliophora; Heterotrichea; Heterotrichida; Blepharismidae
Source: the annotation of a GenBank genome assembly
AUGUCCGAAAGCUGCAAAGCCGACUUUUCAGCAAGCUCCAUAAAGCUUGAAAGAUUAAACAGUGUAACAUCUUUAUACUCCCACGACAAAUCAAGCAGUUUUUCAGGAGACGAGCUGAGAAAUCCUCCCAGAAAUGACAGAUCACUUGAAGCUGACAGCAAUAGUUCAAAUGAUACAAAAAAGCUAUCUCAAGGAAAGGUCUCUCAAGGAGUUUCCACAUCUUUUGAAUUCUCCAACUCUUUUACUCAAACUGAAGCUGUAGAAUACCGAGACAAAAUAACUAGCAUUGAAGUAAAUUUCGAUAACAAAGAGACACAAUAUGAUUUACCCACAAUGGUCGAUAUGUCAAUAAUCAAAAAAAUCCUGACAGAAGAGGUAAAAGAAUUCGUCCUGAAACAUAAAGUACAGUUUCCUAUAAGUAAUGUGAAUAAUGAAUGCUCAAACUGCCAAAAAAAUAUACAGAAUGAGAUUAAAUAUGCAUGCUCUAUUUGCACAAAUUGGACCCUUUGUGAGGACUGUGAGGAUAAAAGCAACCAUCCUCAUCCUAUGUAUAAGUUUAAGCUUGCAAGAGAUUUAAAUGGUAAGAAAAUUGAGCAAGAAAGAAAAGAAUUUGUGGAGAAGCUGAAAACAAAAAAGAGUUUUUCAAGCUGAAGCAAGGCUCUUGAAGAAUAA